AUGAUGCCAGCUAUGGCAAAGCAAUGCAAAUCCUUGCAGCAUGCUAUCUGCAGCCGCUGGGAACUAUGUCCGGAAUCAACUGCUGGUUUCCUUCAAGCCCAGGAAACCCUUUGCAGGUCAAUCCCCGGUGCUACCAAAGUCGAGGGUGGCGUAUGCUGGGCGCAAACUCUGUCCAAGUGGACAGCCCCGACUGAUUUAGCAAAGCUUCGAAUUCGCCUUUCCUCGCCUCGGCAGUUUACUGGCAAAUGCUUUCGGGAGGACACACUGCCACUGGCCAAGCACAGCCAACUCAAAAGCAUGCACAAGAAGUCCGCUGUUACACACAUACAUGUCCUCCUAGGCCAAGCAGCCGUCCCAGCUACUGGCACCAGGCUCCGCCGUGGCGAUCUGGCCAGGCGCAAGGCCGCUUGUAUCGAAGUGCCUGAAACAUCAGGCCGCAGAAAUCAAGAUCCAGGAAGCUGUCGGGAGCACGAGAAAGGGUCUUGCCUGCGUGUGUUGAUGGUCUGGAGAUUUGUGGCUGCUCGUCAUCGGAAACGGCUGGAAAUAUCGUGUUGA
Messenger RNA from Symbiodinium sp. CCMP2592, 555 nucleotides. The record is from the annotation of a GenBank genome assembly. NCBI's taxonomy places the organism in Eukaryota, Dinophyceae, Suessiales, Symbiodiniaceae.